CCACUGCAUAUUUACACCUUUCCAAACAUCGUUCGAUCCAAUUCCUAAACAGUCUCUCAAUCCCCUCCACACAAUCUAAAAAAUGGUCUCCUCGCAGCAAGGCUACGCCCCGACUACUGUCGACAUGAAAGCCAACCCCGCCACUGUCGACGAAGUGAAGGCCAACCUGCCGCUCCCCGAGCAGCCCCCUGUUGCCUCCGACUUCAACUCUGCUGAUGCGCGCACCGUCAACGUCGGGUCCGGCGGUCCGGCAGCCGACUCCAGUGCUGUGGGGUCAGCCGGCCGCGAGGGCAAGGACGGGCUGAGCGGUAUCCCUAACGAUGCUGUUACGCGUGAUCAGAAGGACCAUGCUGGGCUUGCGAAUACGACUAAUUAGGAUUGUGGCACGCCUUCUUCUGCUAAAUAGAGAGAUGUCUCUGAUAUCAGUGCGAUUGUUUUGAGGUGUGGCGUUUGGGUCGAAAGUUUUGAUUAACGAACGGAUGGCCACAUGCUUGGCUUCUACGUCGGCGGGGAUGAGAUAUGAAUGAAUGAACCAAUGAUCAACUUA
This is a messenger RNA of Boeremia exigua, 547 nucleotides long. RefSeq lists its product as uncharacterized. The coding region runs from base 83 to 376 and encodes 97 amino acids. Lineage: Eukaryota; Fungi; Ascomycota; Dothideomycetes; Pleosporales; Didymellaceae. The transcript is spliced from 2 exons. The record is from RefSeq and is a predicted model, not a curated record.